AUGAGUGUAACUGCAGCAGCGAGUGGAUUUGUUGUCCUUCUUCUCACUGUGACAGUGGUACAGUACGCUCCAAAGCCUCCCUCUGUGUCAGUGAGUCCCUCUGGUGAGAUCAUGGAGGGCAGCUCAGUGACUCUGACCUGCAGCAGUGAUGCUAACCCAGCAGCUCACUACACCUGGUACAAGGAGAACCGAACUCUGCUUCAAGGACCAGAGGGCGUUUAUCAUCUCUCCUCCAUCAGCUCUGGGGACAGCGGGGUCUACUCCUGCAAGUCUGAGAAUCAGUACGGACUUAACUCCACGUCUCUACACUUAGACGUCCAGUACGCUCCAAAGCCUCCCUCUGUGUCAGUGAGUCCCUCUGGUGAGAUCAUGGAGGGCAGCUCGGUGACUCUGACCUGCAGCAGUGAUGCUCACCCAGCAGCUCACUACACCUGGUACAAGGAGGACAAGGACUCACCAACAGCAUCAGGACAAAACUUCACCAUCACUAAUAUCACAGCUGAACAUGGUGGAAAGUAUCAGUGUGAGGCCCAGAACACACACGGACGUAGUAACACCACCUUACAUCUGACUGUUGGAGCAGUGUUCCUACUGAUCAGGUGA
This is a messenger RNA of Limanda limanda (common dab), 603 nucleotides long. Its product is annotated as B-cell receptor CD22-like. Gene Ontology annotation, cellular component: membrane. Lineage: Eukaryota; Metazoa; Chordata; Actinopteri; Pleuronectiformes; Pleuronectidae. Bases 1 to 603 code for a protein of 200 amino acids. The transcript has 5 exons. Gene Ontology annotation, biological process: cell-cell adhesion. The record is from RefSeq and is a predicted model, not a curated record.